Prorocentrum cordatum is the source of this 2218-nucleotide messenger RNA. NCBI's taxonomy places the organism in Eukaryota, Dinophyceae, Prorocentrales, Prorocentraceae. The record is from the annotation of a GenBank genome assembly.
AGGGCUUCACCGAGCCUUUUGAGGAGGGCUCCGCAGAACCAGUGCGCCCACGGCGGCCCAAGAGAGUACUCAGGGGCGGACGAAAACCAUGGUACGAUCGACCCUCUUCAGUAGGGCUCAGAAGAACCACCCUGCAUACAAGUCGAUGCUGCGUUGGCACUGUGGCGGCGUUUGCCAUAGGCGGCUGGACAGCAUGUCAAGUCGCUCGGACUCAGUAUGCACCCUGCUCCGCAUCGGCGUGCUCGCCUUUGUCGCCCGGGUAUCCCUCCACUCGUCAUGUGCUCCAGUGUUGACGACAUGUGCAAACCAUUGCACUGACCGUCCCCUGGCGAAUAAAAACCUUAGCCUCCUAGCUCAUUCAGAUGACUAGGGACAGCGGCAUGCCAACAUCAUGCUGUGCAGUCAGUAUCUGAGCACACAGACCAUUCCCAGGAACAUCUGGCAAAUGCCACAUGCAAUUGCAGCUCGGUGCGUAACUCGGUGAAGGCCACGUUCAAUUAUCGUCUCUGCAGGGCUGGCGGUGGCCUGUGCGAGUAAGGCCGGCAGAACCCAAUUGAAAAGACCACACAGUAGCGCGCCACCCAGAGACAGCACAAGUCCUAGGUCGUUAAUGAUAGCGCCCACGAAUGAAACGAACAGGCCCAAUGUCGUGAGAGCAGCUUCGCUGUCCCCGGGGGACGCAACACCCGUCGACUGGCGAAGUCGCGCUAGUAGACGGCCUGCUGGCCCCUGCGCCGCGCAGAAGCAUAACGGAAAGUUGGUUGCGACCAUGACAAGGUUCAUCCACCGAGCAAAGAAAAUCAAUGGUCGACGCUAACGCUAAAGACUGAAUCAAGAGAGGAGGAGGAGGAGGAGGAGGAGGAGGAGGGAGGAGGGCAGGCGCGAAGCUCCCACGAUUUGCUGCUCGACGCAGUCCACUGCGAGGCCGCACGCUCGCCCGACACUCGCGAUACCGAUGUUUAGUCGCGGCGCUGGCAGACGCUGAGCGUGGACGAAGCGGCCGGACGGGCUACGGAUAAUUGCAGCUGGAGCCAGCACGAGGCGCACGACGGGCGCCCCCCCCCGAGAGUGACAGCCAACCGAACCCUCAGGCCAGCAACUCCGAGCACGCGGAGAAAACCAAUCUAGAGACCACAGCGCCCGAGAGCGACUCCAACGACAGCAGCGAAAACGACGACGACGACGACGACGACGACGACGACGACGACGACGACGACGACAGCAAAAGCAGCUUUGACGACAGCACCACGGAAUCCUGGAUCGAGGCCAGGCACGUUACGCACAGGCUCUUCCAAAACACAGGGACCUGCGGUGGCUUGCCGUGUGCGUCUUCGAUAUUGUGGAGCGUUGUACGACGCGCAGUAGCCAUAGCUUACACGCAGUGCGAGCACUGCCGUUGAAGGUCCAACAGACCAUGUUGCAGGAAUGCGGCUAGGAACCACGUCCUUGAUGCCAUAAAAAUACCCACCUGGUGCGUAAGAUCCGUCCAGCAAUCUGAUGACGACAGCGCCGAUAGACACUGAGGCGCAUGCAGUUCCCAUCGAGGAUGUCCACUUCAUCUGUGUCAUACGCCUGACUCGGCUAAGACAGUAAGCCAACAACGCCACGAGCACGCGAAGCGGGAAACCUGUCAACAUCAUGGGCGCACCGCACACUUGCAAGAGUGGCGCAAGGAGCGAGUGCAUGGUCGGGAUGUACAUCGUGCAAGUCGUGACGGCGUACAUCAAGAGCAGCGCGUCGAUGGCGUCCGUGCCGCUCGGGCCUCGGAGUCCCAUCCAGACCUGUCUGAAAUCGUCGAAGGGUAAGUCUUUCCGCUCGAGCUGCUCACAGGCACGGCCCACCAACACAAAGGUCCACGCCAGGCCGGCGCCCAGGACCACGAUGACCAGCGUCGCGCUGCCCAGGCCCGUGCCUCGAGCGGCGGCCUCCGAGAUUGCCAGCACGGAGAGCCCCAGGCACUGCUUCGUGAGAUUGAUGAUGGCUGCGCCGAUGCCGACGCCGUCGCUCGCCCGAUCAUGCCCUGGACGUCGCAGCGGUGACCCAGGCCCAAGCAAGGGGCGCUGAUAGCUUCGACCCACAGCCGACAUGCCAGGCUCUCUCAGCCAAUCCGGUGCAGCUGGCCAGCAAGACGCAGCAGUGCAGGCAUGCAGCUCGAAGUGAGAUCAAGUGUGGCGCUGCGGCUUUGGACGCAGUGGCCUCGAACCACGCUGCUUGAGCC